GAGAGACUACCCACUUCCACCCUUUUACUUAGACUUCCUGACGUAGCCUCUAUCCAAGAGCUCUGUCCCACAUUGGUACUGCCCAGGUAGAGCUUUCUAACCCCAAGAUACCACUCCGUUCAGACGCUCCCAUCCUCCAUCCCUGAGACCCGGGGCAGGACCGCACCUCACGGGCCUCCGGUGCCGCAAGCUACCCCGCUAGUUGCAACAAGGGGCGGGGCGGGGCUUUGUGCACGUCGGCUUUUCGGGAAGAGCUUUACGAUACAUUGACCGACAUUUUACGACAGGCGGGGUUACUUUGUGGCUGUGAGCUUUCCCCGAGGUCUGAGUUUGUGGCUGCAUUUUUAUACCUGGUGGCUCUGCUACGGCGGCGCAGGAAUGAGGCAGAAGCGGAAAGGAGAUCUCAGCCCUGCUGAGCUGAUGAUGCUGACUAUAGGAGAUGUUAUUAAACAACUGAUUGAAGCCCACGAGCAGGGGAAAGACAUCGAUCUAAAUAAGGUGAAAACCAAGACAGCUGCCAAAUACGGCCUUUCUGCCCAGCCCCGGCUGGUGGAUAUCAUUGCUGCCGUCCCUCCUCAAUAUCGCAAGGUCUUGAUUCCCAAGUUAAAGGCGAAACCCAUCAGAACUGCCAGUGGGAUUGCUGUUGUGGCUGUGAUGUGCAAACCCCACAGAUGUCCACACAUCAGUUUUACAGGAAAUAUAUGUGUAUACUGCCCUGGAGGACCUGAUUCCGAUUUUGAGUAUUCCACUCAGUCUUACACUGGCUAUGAGCCAACCUCCAUGAGAGCUAUCCGUGCCAGAUAUGACCCUUUCCUACAGACAAGACACCGAAUAGAGCAGUUAAAACAACUUGGUCAUAGUGUGGAUAAAGUGGAGUUUAUUGUGAUGGGUGGAACGUUUAUGGCUCUUCCAGAAGAAUACAGAGAUUAUUUUAUUCGAAAUUUACAUGAUGCCUUAUCAGGACAUACUUCCAACAAUAUUUACGAGGCAGUCAAGUAUUCUGAGAGAAGCCUCACAAAGUGUAUUGGAAUUACUAUAGAGACCAGACCAGAUUACUGCAUGAAGCGGCAUUUAAGUGAUAUGUUGACCUAUGGCUGCACAAGGCUGGAGAUUGGGGUGCAGAGUGUUUAUGAAGAUGUGGCUAGAGACACCAACAGGGGCCACACUGUGAAGGCAGUGUGUGAGUCAUUUCACCUGGCCAAAGAUUCCGGUUUCAAAGUGGUGGCCCAUAUGAUGCCUGACCUGCCAAAUGUGGGACUAGAAAGAGACAUUGAACAGUUCACAGUAAGUUUUUUUGAGAACCCUGCUUUUCGUCCCGAUGGUCUGAAACUCUAUCCUACCCUGGUGAUUCGUGGGACUGGGCUUUAUGAGCUUUGGAAAUCAGGAAGAUAUAAGAGUUACUCUCCUAGUGACCUGGUCGAACUGGUGGCUCGGAUCCUAGCCCUUGUGCCUCCAUGGACUCGAGUGUACCGAGUGCAGAGGGAUAUUCCAAUGCCUUUAGUCAGCUCAGGAGUAGAGCAUGGUAACCUGAGAGAGCUGGCACUUGCAAGAAUGAAAGACCUCGGAAUACAGUGUCGAGAUGUGAGAACCAGAGAAGUUGGAAUCCAAGAAAUUCAUCACAAAGUACGGCCAUACCAGGUUGAACUGGUAAGGAGAGAUUAUGUUGCAAAUGGUGGCUGGGAAACAUUCUUAUCAUACGAAGACCCAGAUCAAGACAUUUUGAUUGGCCUCCUACGAUUACGCAAGUGUUCAGAAGAAACUUUCCGUUUCGAAUUGGGUGGAGGUGUCUCCAUAGUACGAGAGCUGCAUGUGUAUGGAAGUGUGGUCCCUGUGAGCAGCCGGGAUCCUACCAAAUUUCAGCAUCAGGGAUUUGGCAUGCUGCUGAUGGAGGAAGCAGAAAGAAUAGCUAGAGAAGAACAUGGAUCUGGGAAAAUCGCUGUGAUAUCAGGGGUCGGCACCAGGAAUUAUUAUAGAAAGAUCGGCUACAGAUUACAAGGCCCGUACAUGGUGAAGAUGCUGAAAUAAUGGCCACACCAGUCCACCUUUCUGCAGUAUCCUCCCUGGCAGAACACGGAGAAUCAGGAUUUCUUAAAUACUCAACAGAGAGGCUGAGCAGAGCAAAUAGGGGACUUCACCCUCAUCCCGCAGCUGCAGAGACUGGAAACUGCCUUCAAGGCCACGGCUGGUCAUCUGCUGACCACACCCCAGAUCCGUCGUCUCCUGUGUGCACCCAAAAAAAAUUAUUUGCAUUUUUGAGGCUUAAAUCGUCUAUCUAGUUUCUAAAUUUUGCAUGAGGCCUGCAGGUGGCCUAUUUUGACUCAGACGGUGACAAAAGCAAAUUAACUCAUUUGGACACCAUAACUCAUGAAAUAAAACUGAUUGUCAUUCGAGAAGCAAACUUAGGAGUAGGUUAUUUAUAUACCCUAGGGACAGAAAGUCAGGUUGAAACAGGAAAACCACCAGACUCUGAUCUCAGGCCUUUAACGACAUAUGCAUUGGAGCGCAAGUUAGGAAAAUGAGCUUUUGUUUUCAUGGAAAUCAUUCUGAUUACGGUGCUGAUUUAGAAAUAGCAGUGUGACGGGGAAAGAGGAAUUGCAGUUGUGGGGGAGUGAGCUGGCAGCAGCCGGCCACCAGCCUCUCCCAGGCGGGAGUCCACCAUCCGAGACGGCGAUGACAAAGCUUCAUUUCACGUUCUUUGUUGUCUCUACUUCCCACCCUCUUGGCAACUACAGAGCAGUGUGGGCAGCCACAAGUGUGGUCCCCAGAGAGCGUCUGGCUUUCCUGUUUGUCUAUCCCGAGCGGGUGGAAUCUGAGAUUGUGUGCCCCUAAAUCAAGAUUUGCUUCCACAGAAGCCAUUACUUGCAAUUUUUUUUUUUUUUUUUUUUUGAGAGAGUCUCGCCCUGUCACCCAAGCUGGAGUGCAGUGGCGCGAUCUCACGGCAUCGUCAGCCUCCCAAGUAGCUGGGAUUACAGGCACCCGCCACUGCACCUGGCUAAUUUUUAUAUUUUUAGUAGAGAUGGGGUUUCACCAUAUUGGUCAGGCUGGUCUCGAACUCCGGACCUCAGGUGAUCCAUCCACAUCAGCCUCCCUAAAUGCUGGGAUUACAGGCAUGAGCCACCACACCCAGCCUUUAAUUUUUUAAGGUGGACUUUGGUUGUUAUAAAUGGAGAAAGGUAAGAGUUCAAGUUCAACUUGUGUGAAAGCAAAACAAUGGAAAACAGGAUUGGCUUCUUCAAAGGCUCCUCUUGUAGAACUGCCUCUUUGAGAUUUCGAGGUAAUCUACUUUGGAGACUCUGCCUGGAGAGGGUCAGUUCCUAAGUUAAGAGCAUUGCUUAACCUUGGCUCCUGUGGCAUUUUACAAAGGUUUAAAGGAAUUGAUUCCUCUGAAAGGGCCUGAAAAUAAAAAGUCCUUAACAUACAAA
Piliocolobus tephrosceles (Ugandan red Colobus) is the source of this 3422-nucleotide messenger RNA. RefSeq names its product elongator acetyltransferase complex subunit 3 (gene ELP3). Gene Ontology annotation, molecular function: acyltransferase activity, transferring groups other than amino-acyl groups; iron-sulfur cluster binding. Gene Ontology annotation, cellular component: nucleus; elongator holoenzyme complex; cytoplasm. Lineage: Eukaryota; Metazoa; Chordata; Mammalia; Primates; Cercopithecidae. The record is from RefSeq and is a predicted model, not a curated record. The coding region runs from base 379 to 2025 and encodes 548 amino acids. The transcript has 15 exons. Gene Ontology annotation, biological process: tRNA wobble base 5-methoxycarbonylmethyl-2-thiouridinylation.